AUGAAUAACGGCAGUGCACCAGAUACGGUAACUGGUGGAAAAACUCUCGAACUCACUGAAUAUGAUCGGUACCGGCGUCCACACAAAGCCAUUUCGGAUUCGACGGAGAUACGAAUCAGUACGCGAAUGCUUUCAUCCGAACUCUGUUGUCCAAUAUGUUUAGACCUACUGACAACAACGAUGACAACAAAAGAAUGUUUGCAUCGAUUUUGUAGCGAGUGUAUUACAACUGCGUUGCUUCGAGGCAAUAAGGAAUGUCCUACGUGUCGAAAAAAAUUGGUGUCUAAACGAUCGCUUCGUCCAGAUCCGAACUUUGAUGCUUUAAUUAAUAAAAUUUGGCCGGAUCGACAAAUUUAUGAACAAAUGCAGCAAAGAGCAAUGGAAAUGUUUCAUCAACAAAGUAACGUAGAGGCAUUGCAAAAGAGUAUUGAAGCAGGCAUGAAAGCACAAGCUGCCAAUCGACGCCAACGUGUUCAAGGCUCAUAUGACUACGAAAAAAGAAAACGACGCCCUCGUAGUGAUGUUCAUGACCGUUCUUAUAAUAAUUCUCCUGAUAGCAAUUCACCAGAAGGCAGUGGUGAAGGCGAUGAGAACGAUCUUCAUACAAGACAUGAUGAAUCGAUUUCUGGAGCAAACACGUCUGCUAGCAGUAUUACCAACCAUGUUAGUGCGGCUAAUGGUACGGUCAGUUCACGAGUUCACUCACAUCGGGAUAUUUCAAGCAGCAGUACAGAUUCUGAUUCUUUCUCUUCGACCACUGAUACUUCUGAUACUACGGACACUUCUGACUCAUCAAGCAGUAUUUCAGCUCCUACACGACCAAAUUCUAUUGCAAAUUUGGACAGUCACCCUCUUGUGCCACCACUUAAUGCAUGUACACUAAAAGAUCGCAUGCACAAAUGGCUUGCUGAAAAUCCAUCAUCACCUUUAACUCCCGAUGAAGGGAUGGGCGAACAAUUGGAAAGACGACUCGAUGAAGAUAUUGAUUUUGCGGUUACACGUACAGAUGGUGAAUUUAUUGAGAUUGAAGCCGAAUUGCUACCUGCAAAAUCGUUAUUCAAACGACCGACUGUAGCACCAUCGCUAUUAAAUCGACGUUAUAUUCGAACAAGAGAGGAUACUACGAUGGAGCAUCUUGGUGAAUUCUUAUAUCAAGUAUGUAGUGCAGAAUAUCGAGAAGGGCAGCAGAGAAAUUCAUCUGAGUUAAAGGAUUUUUCUGUUGAAAAUACCAUUACUUCCUCUCCAAUACAACAAUCGUCAGCAAGUGCUGUACAGCGACCCGAACAUUUUUAUGUUUAUAGUCGGGUUGGCGGUAGAAGUGUGAAUAAAAUAUUUGGCAAUGAGACGGUUUUAUCGGCAUUACAUACUCAAAGACGCGGAGACCAUCUGAUGAUAUUUUUCGAUAUCGCACCUUUGGAUCUGCAUAGCAAAUCUGUGCUUGAGGAAAUUGUUUAUGACGAUUUUUUAAAGUAG
Messenger RNA from Acanthocheilonema viteae, 1473 nucleotides. Lineage: Eukaryota; Metazoa; Nematoda; Chromadorea; Rhabditida; Onchocercidae. The record is from the annotation of a GenBank genome assembly.